GCAGUGUCCUCCGACCACAGCUUUCACCGGUGGUGUCUCUGCGCCGGGCCCCGACUGCGAGACCGCUGAGCUGCGCAGGGCCCCGCCCCGGGCUCCAUUGUUGAGGCAGCGGGCGCUCCGUGGGUUGCGCUCCUCUUGGCUGUCCUGCGCGCACGAGCCACUGGAUCCUGAGCAAUGGAAGAGUUAAUAGUUGAACUCCGCCUCUUUCUGGAGCUCCUGGAUCAUGAGUACCUCACUUCAACUGUCAGAGAGAAAAAGGCAGUGCUCACCAACAUCCUGCUUCGGAUGCAGUCAUCCAAGGGCUUUGAAGGGAAGGACCAUGCUCAGAAGGCAGAGGCCAACAGCCUGCCCGCACCCCCCCAGAUGCCUCUGCCGGAAAUCCCUCAGCCAUGGCUGCCUCCUGACAGUGGGCCUCCGCCCUUACCGACAUCCUCUCUUCCGGAGGGUUACUAUGAGGAAGCUGUGCCGCUGAGUCCUGGAAAAGCCCCAGAGUACAUCACCUCAAAUUAUGACUCUGAUGCCAUGAGCAGUUCCUAUGAGUCAUAUGAUGAAGAGGAGGAGGAUGGAAAAGGGAAGAAAACUCGGCACCAGUGGCCUUCAGAGGAGGCCUCGAUGGACCUGGUGAAAGACGCCAAGAUCUGCGCCUUCCUGCUGCGCAAGAAACGAUUUGGCCAGUGGACCAAGCUGCUCUGCGUCAUCAAGGACACCAAGCUGCUGUGCUAUAAAAGUUCCAAGGACCAGCAGCCUCAGAUGGAGCUGCCGCUGCAAGGCUGCAGCAUCACGUACACCCCGAGGGACAGCAAGAAGAAGAAACAUGAGCUGAAGAUCACCCAGCAAGGCACAGACCCUCUGGUUCUCGCCGUCCAGAGCAAAGAGCAGGCUGAGCAAUGGCUGAAGGUGAUCAAAGAGGCCUACAGUGGCUGCAGCGGCCCCGUGGAUCUGGAGUGUUCUCCACCACCCAGCGCCAGUGUCCCGGUGAACAAGGCAGAACUGGAGAAGAAGCUGUCUUCAGAAAGGCCCAGCUCUGAUGGAGAAGGUGUCGUGGAAAAUGGAGUCACCACAUGUAAUGGAAAAGAACAAGUGAAGAGGAAGAAAACCUCCAAGUCGGAGGCCAAGGGGACUGUGUCCAAGGUCACUGGGAAGAAGAUUACCAAGAUCAUCGGCCUGGGGAAGAAGAAGCCAUCCACAGACGAGCAGACGUCAUCAGCGGAGGAAGACGUGCCCACCUGUGGUUACCUAAAUGUGCUCUCCAACAGCCGCUGGCGGGAGCGCUGGUGCAGAGUGAAGGACAGCAAGCUCAUUCUCCAUAAGGACAGGGCUGACCUGAAGACUCACAUCGUCUCCAUCCCUCUCCGUGGCUGUGAGGUGAUUCCAGGCUUGGAUUCCAAGCACCCACUGACCUUCCGGCUGCUUCGAAAUGGACAGGAAGUGGCUGUGCUAGAGGCAUCAUCUUCUGAAGACAUGGGCAGAUGGAUUGGCAUCUUACUGGCUGAGACGGGGUCAUCAACGGACCCAGGAGCCCUGCACUAUGACUACAUAGAUGUGGAGAUGUCAGCGAAUGUCAUCCAGACGGCCAAACAGACCUUCUGCUUUAUGAACAGGCGGGCAGUGUCCACCAGCCCAUACCUGGGGAGCAUCUCCAACGGCUAUGCCCAUCCCAGCGGGACAGCGCUGCACUACGAUGACGUCCCCUGCGUCAACGGCUCGUGGGACGUGGAUGGCGGCUUUCCUGGCUGUGGGAGCAGAGGCCUGGGAGAAGAGGUGCUCUAUGAUAACGCGGGCCUCUACGAUAACUUGCCAUCGCCGACAAUCUUUGCUCGCUCCUCUCCUGCUGACCGGAGGGCGUCUCGGCCACCCGCUGACAGGCUGUCCUCUAACCACUACAAAUCCCCCACCUCCUGCAGCCCGCCCUGCUCCCCAUCUCUCACUAACACCUCUUCUGUCGGGAGGGCAUCUCUUGGGCUGCACUCCCAGUUGAAGAGCAAAAAACCUCCAGUGUCAUCUAAUGGGGUUCCUGUAAAGGGGAAGGCUCCCAGCAGCCAGCAAAAAAAGGCGGAUUCUGCAGGUGGUGUGAAACGGACAGCAUCAAAUGCUGACCAGUACAAAUACGGUAAGAACCGGGUGGAAGCUGACGCCAAGAGGUUACAGUCCAAAGAGGAGGAGCUGCUGAAGAGGAAAGAGGCUCUGCGGAACAGACUGGCACAGCUCCGGAAAGAGCGGAAGGACCUGAGGGCCGCCAUCGAAGUGAACGCAGGCAGGAAGACCCAGGCGGCCCUGGAGGACAAGCUGAAGAGGCUGGAGGAAGAAUGCAAGCAAAGGGAGGCGGAGCGGGUCAGCCUGGAGCUGGAGCUGACGGAGGUCAAGGAGAGCCUGAAGAAGGCUUUGGCAGGUGGUGUCACCCUGGGACUGGCCAUUGAGCCCAAGUCAGGCACAUCCAGUCCACAGUCUCCUGUGUUUCGGCAUCGGACUCUGGAAAAUUCUCCCAUCUCCAGCUGUGAUACAAGCGAUGCUGAGGGUCCCCUGCCUGUGAACAGCGCAGCCGUCCUCAAGAAGAGCCAGCCAGCCUCAGGCAGCUCCCCUUGCCGUGGGCACGUGCUGCAGAAGGCCAAGGAGUGGGAGCUGAAGAAUGGGACAUAGAGGGACCCCAGCCACACCCAGACAGAGACUGCGUACUGCCACCAGCCUCACUGUGCGACACGUGCGCCUCCCAAAGUGGCCUGAGCAUGACUUGAGAAGUUUGGACUGAGUCUGCCGCUGACCCUUGGCGGGCUUACACGCACACUUUCUACUGUAUGACGGUGCCCUUUAGGAAAGUUUACUUAAAAACUUUGGUGUCCAAAUUUACCUGUUAAAAAGCAGAAACAAAAGGAGUUGAAGAGUUGUUCUGAAGCACCCUCUGGCAGAUGGGGCAGUCGCAGUUCUGAGGACCUCAGCUUAACCCCAACCUGCAGCCCACGGACUGUAUGGCCCUGUGAGAUAGGAUGGCCCGAGCCUUCCCCACGUGCGGCCAGAGCUGCAUACCUCACCCUGUUUGCCAGAGGGUCCUGCUCUGUAGCAGCAGCAUGAACUCCCUGUGUCUCUGCAGCACCCCCCACUUCCCCGCCCCCCAGGCCCCUGUCACUGGAGGUGAAGCCAUGAGGAAUUGUGCUGUGAAGCGAUUUUUAAGGUUUGGUUUUGCCUUUGGAUAGACAUUUUUUGUUACCGGAAUGGAAAGGUUGUCAUUCCUUUUACCACUGUUUUUCCUUUGUUUGCUUUUAAAGAAAACAUCCCCUUUUAUCAUGUGCUUUGCUUGGGUUUUAGGAACUUUACAGAGUCCCUGUUUCCCAUUUUAUGAUGUAUUUUGAGAGGCAGCACAGAGCUUUCAGUCCUCAGCUAGCAUGUGCACCUUUUCCCUGACCUGAGACCCCAGCCUCCCCCACUGCUGAGCAGGAAACACACUGGCCACCAUCUGCCUGUGGAUCUAACAGAGCAGGAUCUAGAACCUGUAGUCGAACCUGGACCAAGGUUCUGAUUGGGUGGGCCUCCUCCCCACUCUCCUGUUUGCCUCUGUGCACUUUCUUGUGUAGUUCAGAUGUUCAGGAUUGUGAUGCCUACAGCUCAUGGGUGAGGCUAGCCUCUACCAUAGGGGUAUGAGAGACUUUUGGGGGCUUCCACAGUACUGUCCAGACCUUUCCACCAUGGGGAGAUGCUGGCAGUGAGGAGGAAGUUAGUCAUCUCUGCAGACUUGUGCAGGACCCAUUAUACAUGAGCAACAGGCAUGUUCCCUAGACUGAGAAGCUGGUGAUGCUGUGCCGGAGGCAAGCCUUCCCAUCACAGCCCAGAAUGUCCUUAGCACACACAGAAGGAAAGUUUCCCAGGCUCUCUCUAGAGGUGCCUUUAGGCCUACCCUGGGCAGUGUCCAUGGUUGGGGUCAGCACUCUGUGCUUCAGCCCUGUAGCAGCUGCCUUGGAGUUGCCAAAGAGCAGCGUGGUGUCACCAGUGUGCAGGGACAUCACUCCAGCCAUGGGGAGCUGCUCAGCUGGAGGUCUCCCCCAAGCUGGCCCUGUGUAAGCCACUUGCCAGCUGUUUGAUGGUGCUUCAUUCUAGUGCCUUCCUCCACACCAGCAUCCAGGUGGGCUAAUCUCCGCCAGGAAACUGUGCAGAAGGACCAGGAAGAGGGAAGCAGCCUCCACACACACCAACCUGCUCACAGAGCAGCCACUGGGUGAGCCCCUUGGGUCACCAGAGGGAGCCGUGACCAUUUCAUGUCACAUGACAUUAGUGUUCUGAAAGGGAAGAGACUUUGACGUGCCAUAGACUUCUGCUGCCUUCGGUCUCAGAGCGGUGUUUUUGGCCACUCUGACAGUACCCUGCUUUGCUAGGAAAGCUGUUCCAGGCUUUGAUUGUUAAAAUAAGGAGAAAAUGCCCAACUAACAGCCAGUCCUGGCCAGCAUAGUCUGUAAUGGAGUGGGGAUAUUAGUGGAACAUCAUGUCCAGCAAAUAAGCCUCAGUUCUGCUUGUCCUGAUGAAGACACAGCAGGCUCCAGGAUCCUGGUGUCCGUAUUUCGUACUGAGAAACCUAGGCUUGUAAUCCAUUCGGCUACGGUAGACCCUGUAAGUUCCACAGAGCCAUAUAAAGUAGGUCCCAGGGAAGGCAAGGCUUCUGACACAGGGCUCUGCUGUCCCGUGUUCCCAUUAAUGUUCUUAGAUUUGGUCAGAAAGCUAGUUUAAAGCAUUUGUUUCAAAGUAAGUUAUUUAUUUGUAUAUGUUCAAUAAAUAUAAUUUUAAUUUAUAUAUGUACAUAUUGGACACCCUUGAGACAUCCUGUCUGGAUUCUCACAGUGUUCUCAUUCUACAACCCUCCCAAAGCCACAGGCAUGACUCCAGCCAUCAAUGGCCCAGUUUUGCUUUGUGUGGAGUCAUGUGGGCAGAGGGCCAAGCCAGCCCCCUUUUGUGAGCAGUCAGGUUCUCUGGAUCAUGGGAGGUGCCCCAUCUUUUGGGGUCUCUCCUUGUCUGAGGCCACAGUGUUUCUUGGGGUCUACUUUUGUUACAAUUUGGCAAGAUGUCAUCAGCUUUCACAAUCCCCUCUACUUUUAUGUCCAUUCACUAACUAACCCUUUGCAUACAAAUAUCAUGCUUGCCUGGGGGCCUGCUGUGGUCCCCUGCUUAGGCAUGGGUAUAGACCCUCACUGUCACAAAAUCUCAUAUACCAGUGUUCUUGCAAGGGUGGACUUGGGUCAGUCAGGUCAUCUCAGGUGCCAGAAUGCCCUAUCAGCUGGGUUUGGACCCACUGCACACAGAAUGUCCCAGCAUGCUCGCUGUUCCCCUGCCUCACAUGCCCGUGUCUCGUCUCGUGCAUGCCUUGGUGCUGCCUCAUCUGUCCACUUGCCCACUUUGCUUUUGGCUGUUUCUUUGUCAACCAAGCCUGCACUGAUAGGCUGGAGAAUUGGCACGUUCAGAAAACCUGCCUUGAAAAGCAAUAUCGGAGGCCCUGAGGCCAUCAAGGAAGGCUUCCACUCUGUGGGGACUGCAGUUCCCCCACCAGUUAGAAUUCACAUGCAAGCAACAGCAGGGGGUCCCUGGCCUCUCCUCCUAGAGACAAGGGACAAGGCUCCCCUGUAGUCUGAUAUCCAUCCUAUGCUCUGGGUGCUUGAGCCACGUGACUCCUCCAUUUACACCUGCCCUCACCAGCAGACAGGACACACCCAAGGUCCAUUCUAUGGGUGUGGCAAAGUCAAUGUGAUUGACUGUGGUCUUCCACUUUUCUUUUCUAAAGUAAUUUUAAGCCAGAAACAUUUCAAAUCCAUGACAUAGUUUUUAAAGAUGUAAUUGAAUGUCUGGGUCCUUCCUGUUCCCAGUGACUUACUACUAACCAGACCAGCGAGCUGGGUUUCUACUGUGAAAUAAACCGAAAAUAACAGUGAAACACCUGUGCCUUCCGCAAACAACUCAGCCCCAGGAAGAGGCGGAAGCAGCAAGCAGCCAUGUCACUCUCGUGGGAAGCCCGCACUUCAGCACUGAGGAACACUCUUUGCCAAUAGCUGGGGACACACCGCUGUGGUCUUUGGAAACCUGGGCUUCCCACACACUUGAUUGAAUUAUGCUUUCAAAAUGGUGUCUUCGGUUCAUAAUUCUUAGGGACCAAAGGUGUUUUUAAUAUGAUAAUGUUUUAAUUGAUUUUCUAACAAAGGUUUACUUUACAUUUUAACAUCAGUUUUUACAUUCUAGAUAGUCCAAAUGAAUUGCUCAUGACUCUAAGUUGUAAAAUGUUUUCAUGUUAUGAAUGUAAUUAUUUCCUCAUUGUAUUUUUUAAAAAACUAAAGUCAUAUUUUAAAUAAUCUUGGAAAGACACAGGCAAAGAAAAAAGGUUUUUUUUUUUUAAAUUAACUAUGUUGGUAGCCCAUUUGGAAUGAUUGUAAAUAUAUUUUGAUUGUGCAGCUCAAUGUAUUUAAUUCAGAAAGUAAAAAAUUUUAUGCAAAGAGACUUGCAAUGAAAAUUCCUAGUUUUCAGCCCAUUCCCCCCAUUUUGUAGUCAUUUCACCUAACUUUUCUGCUUUACAAACUGAUUUUUCUACUGUUGUAACUGUGUACCCAUCGACUGGCGCCCAUUGGCGGAACUUGUUUGUGUAUUAAUAAAACUAUGCUGUGUGGCCCAGCCUCAUGUCCUGCUGACAGUGGCUCACGGUACAGAUCAAGA
This is a messenger RNA of Meriones unguiculatus (Mongolian gerbil), 6675 nucleotides long. It is a transcript of the gene Afap1, whose product is annotated as actin filament associated protein 1. NCBI's taxonomy places the organism in Eukaryota, Metazoa, Chordata, Mammalia, Rodentia, Muridae. Gene Ontology annotation, cellular component: cytosol. The transcript is spliced from 18 exons. The record is from RefSeq and is a predicted model, not a curated record. The coding region runs from base 175 to 2637 and encodes 820 amino acids. Gene Ontology annotation, molecular function: SH2 domain binding; SH3 domain binding.